This is a messenger RNA of Leptopilina heterotoma, 2196 nucleotides long. RefSeq lists its product as uncharacterized. Lineage: Eukaryota; Metazoa; Arthropoda; Insecta; Hymenoptera; Figitidae. The transcript is spliced from 4 exons. The record is from RefSeq and is a predicted model, not a curated record. Bases 1 to 1965 code for a protein of 654 amino acids.
AUGUCUCAACACAGUGAUUCUAAUCCUGGCGAUAUACAGGAUAGGAACAACGAACAACGUCCGGGUGGAGGUCCACCUGGAAAUGCCGUCCUAAACGGAACUAUGAACCCCGCGGGUGCGGACGCAAGUUCGGCCAUUGACCGACUUACGUUACGCACAAGCGCAUGUGACAUACCAAUAUUUGACGGAAAAACUCCCCCCCUGCGAGAUUUCGUGCAGGCAGUAAAACGAGCCGGAAUUUUUAUCACCGACGUAGCGGAACCCGAAUAUAUCCGGGCAGUCCUUAGUAGGUUAGAUGGCCAGGCUUAUGCUAGCUUGACAAUUAAACAAAAACAAACCGAAAUUGCGCAUGACUACCAUGACAGACUCCAAGACUUAAUUAAUGGGGCUAGACAUGCCCUGAAACCAAAAUAUAAUAAAUUGUUCCGGGAAAUAACAAAUGAUGAAAGGGACAUUAGGCGGAGAGAAUGCGAUAUUAUCCUCCAACCGAUUAGAGAUUGCGCGCUCGAUGCUUUUGUCAAGGGAUUACCUACCGAAAUAUCAAAAUUCGUGGAUGCCCGUAAUCCUCACAACAUGGAGGAGGCUUUGGAGUAUGCGCUCCAUGCGGAGGAACGUGAAAAUUAUUCGGAAAGACCACGUUCCACUUCAUAUCACAUUAAUAAGAUAGAAGAAAGACCCCGCCCCCCCAGUCCAUACUCUAAACAAUUGGAACAACAUAACUCAGGGGGAAAAAGAAGACCUGAUCCAGGACGGGAACCUGCGUCCCAUGCUUCCUCCUCUUCACACCACAGAUCCUCAGACGUACUCCAUCUCACUCCUGAGCAAUUGGGUCAGUUCUACAGACGCGACAGCGAGCCCGACCCCCCAGCGUCCGAGGAAUGUACAGUUCGCCGAGAACACUGUCGGUUCUCUACAACAGGAGCAGCGGCCCAGGACUCCCCAGUAGUUCUACUACAGGCCCCAGAAUUCAAGCAUGACAAGGUUCAAUUCCUUGUAGACCCAGGGUCAGAUUCGAAUCUGGUUAAACUAUGUGUUUUGAACCCUGAACUCACACUUGUCAAGGACAAGUGCAUUGAGAUUUCCGGGAUAACAAAUCACGUGGUAACAACACUGGGAACGGUUAGCUUAACUAUUUCCAGCAACCCUGUGGAAUUUCAUGUGGUUCGAGAUAGCUUUCCUAUUUCCACACAUGGGAUACUCGGAAGACCAUACUUACGGAAAGAACAGGCGCAAAUUUCCUUUAGGCACAAUACCUUGGUAACAGUGUCUAACCCAGUGACCCCUAUCCCCUUUAUUGAUAAGGAAUCACUGGAAGCCAGGAAAGCCCUGAGGUCUGAAAUUAAACCUUUCACGCGAAUUCUGCGUAUUCAAUCUCGAACACGAACUCCUGUGGCCAUUGAUGUCAUAACCUCUGACCUUAAGCAGGGAUAUCUUCCCCGAAUAGAGACUCCCACUGGACUCUACCUAGGUGAAGCCAUUGUCACAAAUAACAAUGGCGUCUGUCACGCAAUGGUAAUAAAUACCACCGAGGAAGAUAUUAAUGUACGCAUCCCCCCCCAAGAACUAAUUCCCUUCGAUUUCUGUAAAUUCCCGGGAGAGGAACCAACGGAUUCAGAGAAUGACACUCCUGACCCCGGACAGUGCCCGACUUAUGCAGAUAGAGUUAUAAAGGUAAAAAAUGCACUGUUUUUGAACCACCUAGCUCCUGACGAUCACAAUAAAGUCAUACACAAAAAACAGUAUAGGUCCCCGUUCGAAGCAUUAGAUCAAAUUGACGUUCAGUUAAAGAAACAAUUCGAUAGCGGUAUCAUCGGGCAUUCUAACUCCCCUUAUAAUGCACCCCUUUUAAUAGUACCGAAAAAAAUGGAUGCAUCGGGCGAAAAGAAAUGGCGAGUCGUAGUAGACUAUAGGGCUCUAAACGACAGUAUUAUAGGUGACGCUUUUCCGCUUCCGAGUAUAAAUUAAGUAUUUGACCGACUCGGAAGUGCACGGUACUUUACCGUGUUCGAUUUAGCGAGCGGUUUCCACCAGGUGGAAACUCACCCCGAGGACAGGCAUAAAACUGCUUUCUCCUCGCGAAACGGACAUUUCGAAUAUAAGCGAAUGCCCAUGGGAAUAAAAAACGCACCCCCUACUUUCCAAAGGUUGCUCAAUAGUGUCCUAAACACGAUGCAAGAUUCUGAAGCAUUCGUGUAC